AUGUUGACCACCUUCUCAUUGCUCCACGAGAUGGCCCGUGCCGAACCCAAGUCGCGCUCCGUGUCUCGCGGACGGAAGUCCACCGGAAAGUCCACCUCCAAGUCGCCGGCUCGCUCCAAGAAGAGCCCAGCCAAGAAGUCUCCAUCCAAGUCGCCUGGUCGUCCCCGUUCGACCAGCCGUGGACGUCAGCCAGCGAAGAGCCAGGCAGUCAAGCGCACCCCAUCGAAGCCCCGCUCGGCCUCGAAGCCCCGCGCCAAGUCGGUCUCAAAGUCCCCAGCCAGGACCCCGGCCAAGACACCAUCAAAAGUGACCACCGUCCAGUCGGCCAACCGUUCUUCUUCGCGCCAGACAACCAGUCAUACUUCUUCUGAACCCACCCUCAAUGAGAUCCGUCAGCGUGUCCAGCGUAUUAAGGAGGCGUCCCGCUUCGCGCCGGCCCCCAGCUCAUCACCGAAGAAGGUCGAGAAGUCGAGCAACUGGUGCCCGAUCAGCUUUUGCGACAAGUUGAACUGCAGCAGACUCAACCAGCAGCAAAAGGACACAAUCGCGUGCAUCUUCUUGGUGUUCAUCAUCGUCAGCCUCAUCUACUUCAUCCUGUUCACCGACCCCGUCAAGGCCCGACAAUGGGUCGAGCACUUCCCCACCACCGUCCACAAAUUCUGGAAAAAGCAGGUCGUCCCGAAGAUCAAGUUCUGG
Molecule: messenger RNA, 696 nt
Organism: Mesorhabditis spiculigera
Lineage: Eukaryota; Metazoa; Nematoda; Chromadorea; Rhabditida; Rhabditidae
Source: the annotation of a GenBank genome assembly